GCAAUUGUGAUGAUACUUGGGAAUUUUGUGGCUGCUUCCCUUCUUCUUCUUCUUCUUCCAUGUGUGGGCUCACUGCGAGACACGCCUAGAUUGGUCCAAAGCCGCAGGAACGGCCAGCCGCCGAAUCCUCUACAGCUGACACCCCAACUCUCAACCCAGAUCACUGUUCAUGCAUUCCUGCUCUGGGUUUCGGUUGGCUUCCUGAUGCCGGUUGGCAUUAUCAUCAUCAGAGUGUCCCACCGAGUCCACUGCAUCACAAAGCUCAAGGCUCUGUUCUACGCCCAUGUCAUCGUUCAGACCGUGGCGAUCCUGCUUGCAACUGCUGCCGCGGUUCUAUCGGUAAUCAACUUCGAGAACUCCUUCAGCAACACCCAUCAGAGGUUAGGAGCAGCACUGUACGCACUCAUUUGGAUUCAACCAGUGGUUGCCUUUCUCAGGCCUCACAGGGGAACGAAGCUUAGGGGGGUGUGGUACCUGCUGCACUGGUUGCUCGGGACUGGAGUCUGCGUGCUGGGCGUCGCCAACGUCUACAUCGGUCUGCACACGUACCGAGAGAGAAGCUCGAGAAGUGUGAGCCUGUGGACGUCUCUACUCACGGCGGCGGUGUCGAUCGUUGCCGUCGUCUAUCUCUUGCAAGACAAAUGGGAGUAUCUGAUGAAGCAAGCAAGGGUGGGAGAUGAGCAGGUCACACCAUCUCCUCUCGGUGGCAGCCACAAGGAGUCAGAAAUGAAUCAAUUAUGGAUGCCAUGCUUCUUUUACAAACAGAAGUGAGAGAUACCAAAAUCAGGAAGGUGAAUUAGUAGUGGAAUUACAGCUGCAAAGACGAUAGUAGGACAAAGGCAUCAGAGUAUCAUAUAACAACA
Musa acuminata AAA Group (dessert banana) is the source of this 863-nucleotide messenger RNA. RefSeq names its product cytochrome b561 domain-containing protein At2g30890-like. Gene Ontology annotation, molecular function: transmembrane monodehydroascorbate reductase activity; heme binding. Lineage: Eukaryota; Viridiplantae; Streptophyta; Magnoliopsida; Zingiberales; Musaceae. The record is from RefSeq and is a predicted model, not a curated record. The coding region runs from base 10 to 771 and encodes 253 amino acids. The transcript has 5 exons.